Molecule: messenger RNA, 2097 nt
Organism: Baudoinia panamericana UAMH 10762
Lineage: Eukaryota; Fungi; Ascomycota; Dothideomycetes; Mycosphaerellales; Teratosphaeriaceae
Exons: 4
Coding region: 312-1772 (486 amino acids)
Cellular component (GO): endoplasmic reticulum membrane
Molecular function (GO): phosphatidate cytidylyltransferase activity
Source: RefSeq, a predicted model, not a curated record
ACCAAGUUCAGUCGCCAACUCUCUGCCUCCGAAUGCCAACUCUCCAUUGCCUGUGAGCUUGACACAAUGCUGCGAUGACUGACGCUCCACAAGUACCAGCCACCUGAAGGAGAAUUUCUGGCGCAGGCGACCAGUACGAAGAUCUCGAACGUCGCGCAGUGAAGCACGUGUCCAUCUUCCGCGGCGCUCCAUCGCAGCGGAUCAUUCAGGAACGAGCGACACCUGUGACGAAGAAGAGUCACAGAGUAAGGGGCCUUCCAUCAGGCAAUCCACGACUGUUCUGCACACUUUGCCAGCCCCGCAAACAAAUCAUGACCAAGAAGUCAAACGUCCACUUCCAGACUCGCGAACGUCGGAUGAGCAAGAGUAGUUCCGACAUGAACGGCGACGCACGCAGUUCGAGUCGCAGCAAUGGCGCAAAGAGCCCUACACGCGCCACGAACGGCAGCAUACACAAGCUUGACGAGAAGCACGAGCGGCCUGGAUUCGAUAGGACCGACACCAGCGCCAGCGGAUGGGCGACGGAGAAUGAGGAUGAUGAUACUGCUGCUGAGUUGAAGAAAGCCGAGGCGGAGAAGAAGAAGCAGAACUUCUGGACUCGCGCCCUCUGGACCUUCAUCAUGAUCGGCAUCUUCUUUGGCGCCAUGUUCGCCGGUCAUAUCUAUAUCAUCAUCAUUGUGACAGCCGUACAGAUCAUCUCGUUCAAGGAGGUGAUUGCGAUAUCGAACGUGCCUUCCCGAGCCAGGAGUCUGCGGUUCACCAAGACGCUAAACUGGUACUUCCUCGGCACGACCAUGUACUUCCUGUAUGGCGAAAGUGUGAUAUACUACUUCAAGCACAUCGUCUUGAUCGACCGGGUCUUGCUACCGUUUGCGACUCAUCAUCGGUUCAUCAGUUUUAUGCUAUAUGUUAUGGGCUUCGUCUUCUUCGUCGCCUCGUUGCAGAAGGGUCACUACAAGUUCCAGUUCACACAAUUCGCAUGGACUCAUAUGGCCCUCUACCUAAUCGUCGUGCAAGCGCACUUCAUCAUGAACAAUAUCUUCGAAGGCAUGAUCUGGUUCUUCCUGCCCGUCUCACUGGUCAUCACGAACGACAUCUUCGCUUACGUGUGCGGCAUCACCUUCGGGCGAACACAGCUUAUCAAGCUAAGCCCGAAGAAGACUGUCGAAGGCUUUGUCGGCGCCUGGAUCUGCACGAUCAUCCUCGGCUUCGCUCUCACCAACCUUCUCAUGAAGUACAAGUACUUCAUCUGCCCCGUCAACGACCUCGGCGCCAACAUCUUCACCGGGUUGGAAUGCGAACCGAAUCCCGUCUUUAUCCCGCGCACAUACCAGCUUCCAUUCGUUCCACACAACUGGACAUUCUUACCAACCAAGGUUACCGUCUCGCCCAUGCAGUUUCACAUCAUGAUCAUGAGCACGUUCGCCAGCUUGAUCGCACCCUUUGGCGGCUUCUUCGCUUCCGGCCUCAAGCGAACUUUCAACAUCAAGGACUUUGGCGACAGCAUACCCGGUCAUGGCGGCAUGACGGACCGCAUGGACUGUCAAUUCAUCAUGGGCUUCUUCGCGUUCAUGUACUACCAGUCGUUUAUCGCAGUGUACAAGGCGUCCGUAGGCAGCGUGAUCGAGACGGCUAUCACAGGCCUGACACCGGAAGAACAGAUGGAGGUCGUGAAAGGGCUAGCGAAGCACCUUUACAAUCAAGGACAGGUCAGCAUAAAGGUCCUUGAGUAUCUGGGCGAAAAUCUGCAGCUGCAUGCUCGGCGGAGAUGAAAGUGUUCAAGGAGUCUGUUGGCGUCGGAGACUGGCUUGCUUAGCGGUGCAUUGGGCAGGAACCUCAUGUGCAUGCGUGUGCAGAGACAUUGUAGGCAUUGUAGCAACAGCACGAUGCCAUUAAGAGCAUAUGCUUAUGCUACUCACCGCGUCCGCAAGUGCAUUUCCGCCGAUGCGCAUUAGAAACGCUGAUCGGCGGCUGACAAGUGCACAGAGUGCCCCACAUCACCCCGCCUUCAAUGCACGCGAGGAGUGUUGUGUGGAGUCGAGGGAGCUCGAGGCCCUCGAUAAACACGCUGCCGAUGUGCUGCCACUUAGCUCCGGC